GAGUACUCUCUGGCCCUUGUCACUCGACUACCAAGAUGGCGGCCCCCAGGAGCUGCGCUCUACGGAGCUAUUGCGGCCGUGGGUGGUCGCGGGCGAUGCGGGGCUGCCAGCUCCUCGGGCUUCGAAGCUCUUGGCCCGGCGCCCCACUAAGUGCUCGGCUCUUGUCCCAAGAGAAGCGGGCAACGGAAACGCACUUCGGGUUUGAGACUGUGUCGGAAGAGGAGAAGGGGGGCAAAGUCUAUCAGGUGUUUGAAAGUGUGGCUAAGAAGUAUGAUGUGAUGAAUGAUAUGAUGAGUCUUGGUAUCCAUCGUGUUUGGAAGGAUUUGCUGCUCUGGAAGAUGCGCCCGCUUCCUGGGACCCAGCUGCUUGAUGUUGCUGGAGGCACAGGUGACAUUGCAUUCCGGUUCCUUAAUUAUGUUCAGUCCCAGCACCAGAGAAAACAGAAGAGGCAGUUAAGGGCCCAACAAAAUUUAUCCUGGGAAGAAAUUGCCAAAGAGUAUCAGAAUGAAGAAGAUUCCUUGGGCGGGUCUCGGGUCGUGGUUUGUGACAUCAACAAGGAGAUGCUAAAGGUUGGAAAGCAGAAAGCCUUGGCUCAAGGAUACAGAGCUGGACUUGCAUGGGUAUUAGGAGAUGCUGAAGAACUGCCCUUUGAUGAUGACAAGUUUGAUAUUUACACCAUUGCCUUUGGGAUCCGGAAUGUCACACACGUUGAUCAGGCACUCCGGGAAGCUCAUCGUGUGCUGAAACCAGGAGGACGGUUUCUCUGUCUGGAAUUUAGCCAAGUGAACAAUCCCCUCAUAUCCAGGCUUUAUGAUCUAUAUAGCUUCCAGGUCAUCCCUGUCCUGGGAGAGGUCAUCGCUGGAGACUGGAAGUCCUAUCAGUACCUUGUAGAGAGUAUCCGAAGGUUUCCGUCUCAGGAAGAGUUCAAGGAGAUGAUAGAAGAUGCAGGCUUUCACAAGGUGACUUAUGAAAGCCUAACAUCAGGCAUUGUGGCCAUUCAUUCGGGCUUCAAACUUUAAUUCCUUUCCUAUCAUGGACCAUAAACCAGUCACAUCCUGUUGAAAGCCUGGAACUGAAGGAUAAUGUGGCAAAUGAGACAGCAGCAGAGCAUCUCCUCUUAAGGAUACGUGCCUUGGACUCAUGUUUGCAUCCAACAGUCUCAAAGUGGAAGAACAAAUUCUUGUCACUUUUUUACAGCUUUCUUUGGAGCUGCUUCAGUCCAUCUCCCAGAGGCAUUUGGUCUGUAUCUUUGCUUAACUGCUAAUUUCUCUUGGCUGUAGGGUGUGUGGUUAAGGUACGACCACCACUAAAGCUCAGUUUUGAAGUGAGUGUAUUUAUAGCUUCUCUGCUGGUGCUGCCUUCUACAGGGAUAAUAGAUCAUUUGAACCCAAUGACGAUUUUUAACCAGAAAAUUUAAUUGUACCUGAAUCGACCUUUCAGCCUAGGACUAAGUCUAGGCCCAAGUCAGAGUACUAAUGAUCAGGAGAAUUGUGUGCCGAACCAGUAAACGAGUUUCCCUUU
Nomascus leucogenys (northern white-cheeked gibbon) is the source of this 1521-nucleotide messenger RNA. It is a transcript of the gene COQ5, whose product is annotated as coenzyme Q5, methyltransferase. Gene Ontology annotation, molecular function: methyltransferase activity. The record is from RefSeq and is a predicted model, not a curated record. NCBI's taxonomy places the organism in Eukaryota, Metazoa, Chordata, Mammalia, Primates, Hylobatidae. Gene Ontology annotation, biological process: ubiquinone biosynthetic process.